CUUCGAAGGUCAUUGCAUAUAAGAGAUACUUCAUCGAUCUUAAUCUACAUACCACAAUAGAUUCUACGAACCAUUUGAUUCCUCAAAUUCUUGUCAAAACUCACAAGAAGGAGAUCACCAUACUCCCACACCAUGUCUUCCCAAAACACCAACACCAACACCCAACAACCCGGCCUCAUCGCCGGCCACGCCGAAUAUAUCAAAGGCGCCGCCGAGGCCGCCAUUGGCAGCGUAACGGGCUCGCACGCCUGGACAUCAUCCGGAGAGCAGGAUAAGGCGCACGCCGCGUCAACGAUGAAGGCUGCUGGUGAGCAGCGUGAUGCGUCGACGCAGGGGUACGGCAAGGCGGAGGAGAUUGCUGGCAAGGCGUUUGGGUGUGAGGGGAUGAAGACUGAGGGGGCUGCUAGUAAGAAGGAGUAACUAGAGGUUAUGGGACAUUACGAUUUCCCUGAUGAUGGGGUCUGUACGAUUAAUACAUGGCGAUGCGGUUACGAGAUUUAAUAUGUUUAUUGAAGACCACUGAGAG
Colletotrichum scovillei is the source of this 526-nucleotide messenger RNA. RefSeq lists its product as uncharacterized. The record is from RefSeq and is a predicted model, not a curated record. Bases 133 to 420 code for a protein of 95 amino acids. NCBI's taxonomy places the organism in Eukaryota, Fungi, Ascomycota, Sordariomycetes, Glomerellales, Glomerellaceae. The transcript has 2 exons.